Molecule: messenger RNA, 3947 nt
Organism: Hippoglossus stenolepis (Pacific halibut)
Lineage: Eukaryota; Metazoa; Chordata; Actinopteri; Pleuronectiformes; Pleuronectidae
Product: TRIO and F-actin-binding protein
Exons: 18
Coding region: 1-3741 (1246 amino acids)
Biological process (GO): actin filament organization; positive regulation of substrate adhesion-dependent cell spreading
Cellular component (GO): actin cytoskeleton
Molecular function (GO): actin filament binding
Source: RefSeq, a predicted model, not a curated record
AUGGCGCCCCCUGCUGAGGACCAUUACUGCCGUCAGUUCCAGCCGAACACCUUUGACCCCUCCCGCUGCAGCUCCUGCCUGCGACCAGAUCAUAUGCAUCUCAGCAGCAAGGCUGCGGCCGCCGCUGCUCCACAACAGGAAAGUCCACACGAGUCGGAUACAAAUGAUGAUGAUCGCGCCCCAUCCGAGGAGACAAGUGCCAGUAGCGAUGAUGUCAGCGGUGGAUGGACGUACGAGUGGAGUCUUGUCCACAGUCUGAGUCCUGAGUGGGAACUUAAUAUCUGUGUCACUGACAUACAAUCCAGCUCUCCAAAUCAGUGGGACUGUCCCGAGAGGAGCAGAUCCCUCAGCUCAGAGAGGCACCGUGUGGCCCAGAGAGAUAUGACCCGGCUGGACCCUUCUCCCCACAGAGCAGCUGAAGGUACCUGGAUGGACGAGAGGAGGGGCAGAGACCAGUCCCGUCGGCCAUCAGAGUCCAGAGGAUUCAGGGAACAAGAGAGUGGCUACUUCUCUCCCGACAGAAAAGGCGAUGGUGAGCGGCAGAUGGAGGAAGUCAACAAAAGGCCGUAUCGUUACUACGAGCGGGGACACCCCCUCCCCAGCAACUACACGUGUGAGCCCAAGGCCUGCGUCCCCUACAGGAAUGUCAACCUUGGCGUGCCCUCCCAAAGGAGGAACACAGACACGUACAUUCAGGAAAUUUGGAGAAGCGAAUCCCCACAGAGGUACACGUACCACUCCAACUUCAGACGGGGAACUGACUCAGAGAGAAACUCGCCAACCCGUCACAGCUCUGUGAGUCCUGACCGCUACAAGUUACCAGAAUCUCCUGUGGGACCUCAGAGAGGGAGCUCCCUCUGUAGGAGUCAGGCUCGCUCACACGCCUCAUCUCAGCUUCCAUCUCAUGCUCCUUCUCGGCAUCCAUCAGGCAGGUCCAGUCCAUCUCGCAGGAGACGGUCCAUUGCCUCUCGGACCGGCUCCCCCCCAAGGGCUCCCCCUUCUCACAGGAGCACAGACUCCUUCCACUUACAGAACGGUGACUAUGAGGGUCCGAGGGGAGGCAGCCGAGAGUCGAGGAGUCCAUCCAGAGCUUCAGUCAAGCACAGUUUGGACUCUGAGAAACUCUACAGGAACCUGGAGUUUAUCUCCCGCCGUGGCUCCUCUGCCAUUCAGCAGAACUCCUACGAAGCAUCUCAAGCCUCUCCGAGAACCAGAACAAGCAUGAACAGCUCGGCCAACACUCGCACUCGUAAUAGCCGGGAAGUAUCGCCAACCAGGAACAUGUAUGGUACGCACAGCCCCACGCCGCGGAGGGAGGCCCACUCCAGAGAUAGCAGACAGAGUCCCUCUCAGGGCUCGUGGCAGGGGUCCGCACACUCCUUACUCAGCCUCCCUCCAUCACAUGGCUCCUCUACGUUGAGACGAGGUGCAGACUUUCAGGUGCUCGGCAGUUCAGGGUCCCAUGAUGCAAUCACUGAAACUGAUAAGGGCAGUGAGGGGAACAAUAAGGUCAGCACCGACAGGAGCAGGAGCAACAUGAGACGAGGCAUGGAGGUCUUGCUGAUCUCUGAACCCAAGAAAGAAGCAAUAGAAACUGAGGAGGUGGGGAUGACCAUAGACGACUACAUAGUUCUGGCUGAUGUUCCAAAGAUCCAGCUGGAGUCAGAAGAAGAAAUUCCAGGACUAAGGAGGAGGAACCAGAGUCCCAGCCCAUGUAGAGACCCCAGUAUCAGGUCAUACAGGGACCAAGAUGAAACAGACGUCUACAGUUCAAGGCUUGAGCCGGAUGAGAGGGGCCGAGUCAGGGAGAGAGGGAGAGACAGACGAGAGAAAUGUCGGGACUCCGAGAACGGACGGUCAUCUCGGAGGCCGUCCGCAGCAUCUCUUCAUACACAGAGUUCAGGUCAUCAGAGUGGAAAACACAGAUCUUCAAAACCGAGGGAGGAAGCUUCUCCUGAACACCUGCAAACACAGGGGUGGAUGUCCAGACUGGAUGAACAGGGGAAGUGGAGGAAACACUGGUUUGUUCUGGGUCAUACUUCGCUGAGGUUCUACAGAGACUCGGAGGCUGAGGAGUUGGAUGAUCUGGAUGGAGAGAUCGACCUGACGUCCUGUGUGAACGCGUCCGAUUGUGACGUACAGAUCAACUACGGACUCCAAAUACAAACAAAGAGAGCAGUGUUCACUCUCUCUGCUGUGACCUCCAGAAUACGGCGGAACUGGGUGAAGUUACUAAAGCAGGCUAUCCAGAACAACACGCACCAAUCAGACACCGGCAGUGAGAAAGAGAACCCCAGCUCUCGGAGACCGUCGUCAUGCCAACCUCUUUCUCGCUUCACCUGCAAGGACUCUGGUUAUGAACCAACCACUUCCACUUCUACCACAGCUGCAAACUCCCAUCAGGCCGAGUACAACCGCCGCCACCAGAGUGUAGACGGGCAUCUGCACUCAGACUUAUCUCUGGCCAGUCACAGAGGAGAAGGGGAGGGCUGGGACCGCGAGCAGGCGAAGAGAUUGGAGGAGAGGAACAGGUGGUUUGAGGAGGGGGUCCCCUUCAGUGAGAUGGGUUGCAGGUGGGAGUCCAUGGAGCUGAAGAAGGGGAGUGUGCCUGUGCCUGUUAUCGAAACCAUGGACUCAGAGGUCAACAGGAAGUGGGUCGAAUUCGAAACGCUAUCAUUUAGGGACAUGAGUCCGCAGUCUCUCAUUGGAGCCCAGGCUUCUCAGUCAAGCCCCCCCCAGGCACCACAGUCUCCAGUUACCACCCAGACUCAUGAGUCGAGCCUUGAGGAGGCCAAACACUCUGCCACUGGUUCACAGGCAGAUUUAAAAAGCUCAAAGGAAGCUCCCUCAUCUUUAAAUGGUGUCCAAACCAUUCAAACUAAUACAGCUGAAGCUCUUCAGAAGGAGGCUCUCUCCCUGCAAAAGCAAGUGGAGAGCAUCAAGAAAGAGCGUGCAGCCAUGGGGAUAGAGGUGGACAGCCCCUGUGGCCCUGGGGCCCCCUGUAGGGCCAGCCUGGAAGCCAUGGAAAUUGCCCAUCGGAAAGCUCUGCAGGAGCUGCAGGAGAAACACAGGAGGGAGAUGAUGGAGCUGGAGCAGCAGAGAGACAAGAUGCUGCAGGAGGAGAGCCAGGCGGCUGCUAAAGCUAUGGAGGUUCUGAGAGCAGCUCACAGAGAGGAGGUGGACAAAGCCAGGAGGUCAUCUGCAGGGGCCGCUCACGUGGACACGUCAUACAGGGGCCACAUGCCCCAGGCAGAAGUCUUCCACAGUGAGUUAGAUGUGCUGUCAGAACGUUACUCUCAGAAGUGCUUGGAGCUGAACCGCACUGAGCUGAGUAGCAAGAGCCAAGAGACCGAGCUCGGCCGCAAGGAGAGAGAGCUGGAGCAGCUUCGCAGAGAGAACCAGGAACUUAAGGCCAAACUAGCAGAAGAGAUCAGCCGCAUGCGUUACUUCAUCACAGGGCAGAGGUCGGACACUGUGUCUCUUGGCAGCGCUGCGUCAGAUGUGGAGAUGCUGCUGAGAGCAAAAGAAAACGAGGUGCAGUAUCUUAAGAAAGAAAUCAGCUGUCUGCAGAAUGAAGUGCUGUCUCUCAACAAGGAAAAAGGAGCAGCUUAUGAGCAUUAUAAGGAGGCCUACGUAGAGCUGAGUGACACGAGGGGUCGCAGCCAGCUGGAGAUGGGCGCGCUCAACGAACACUUGAGACUGGCCAACGCUGCACUUCAGGAAGGAGCAAGACAGACCUGACCAAUGAGGACAGAUGUGUAUUUACUUUAUCUGGAAAAAUCCAAGCAAGCCAAUAACUAAUCUAACGACAUCUUUAAAUUACAAUAAUGUGUGUUACGAGUGGAUCUGGCUUAAACGAGUCAGAAUAAGAAUUGUGGCAAAGAACUGUGUACUUGCAACACCAUGCGUAAGACUGUAAAGAUUAAACAAGUGUUUUCCACAUGUAA